Schistocerca nitens (vagrant locust) is the source of this 3280-nucleotide messenger RNA. RefSeq lists its product as uncharacterized. The transcript is spliced from 10 exons. The coding region runs from base 1 to 2481 and encodes 826 amino acids. NCBI's taxonomy places the organism in Eukaryota, Metazoa, Arthropoda, Insecta, Orthoptera, Acrididae. The record is from RefSeq and is a predicted model, not a curated record.
AUGGCAGAGGCAAUUUUGCUCCAGCAAGAGCAUACAAGUGAAAAAUUGAUGGAAGAAGCCUUGCAUAUUCAUAGAAUCAUUCCACAGAGAAGUAUUGAUGAGAUAUACUCAUCACUUGAAACUUUCUGUGAUGAUCCAAAGAGGGUAAAGAAAGUUGUGCUCAAGUUUUUGGGUCAUGUAAAGGAAGACAGUGCCACUGCUGAUGAUGCCAUUGAAGAGUUAUCUAAGAGACCUAAGGAAAGAAACUAUGAUGAUGAGCAUAAUCAACCAUCUACAUCAGGGAUACCAUCUGAAAUUCCUGUUACGAGUGAUGCAAAUGGAGACAAUGGGACUAAGCCUCUGACAACUAGAGAUAUAACUGUGGAUGUUGAUGUGUCAGCACAUAGUGAUUCUCUUCCUGCUGAAAGUGACAAAUGUGUCAUAGCAGAUGAAGCAUCAACUUCUUUUUCAGAUCCUACAGUUCCAGGACGUGCUGGAAAUGGAAAUCAUAAUAACAUGUUUGACAGGGUCCUUCAAGCUGACUUAACACUGCCUGAUGUUAAUGGGGUGGAUGGUGAAAGUAAACAAGCAUAUUACAAUACUCUCAUGAAAAUUUUUCCUGAUGCUCAAAAGGAUUUUGUGAAAGGCAUAUGUGAUAAAUGUUCACAAGAUGCCAACUGGUUAAGUAAUGCUACAUCAAAUUUAUUGGAAAAUGGUUACCCAAGAGCUGCAGAUAACAGUGAACAGGAAGUGGAGCUAGUAGCAAACCAGGAACUUUCUGGAAGAAUAGACAAAAAUGAUUGUAAUCUGCUUACUAUAACUGCAGAUAACAGUGAACAGGAAGUGGAGCUAGCAGCAAACCAGAAACUCUCUGGAAGAACAGAAGAAAAUUAUUGUAAUCUGCUUGCUAUAUUUCCAAAUGCUGAUCCAACUUAUAUAAGAGAGACCUGUGAACAGAUUGCAGAUGACGAAGAUGCAAUGAAAAAAUUUGUUAAUGACACUUUAGAAAGUGGCAAGUACCCAACACUAGCAGAGUAUGAGGAACAAAUGAAAGUAGUGGAAAUUAGAGAGAAAUACCUAAAAAAUUUCAAAAUUGAAGAGUUUCUGGAAAUUUUUCCUGAUCCUUUUAAGUACUUUUUUGAAGAAAAAAAGAAUGACAAAACCAAUUCUGAGUUAAGUUUAAAUUAUCUGAAAUCCCAUUAUAAGGAAACAUGUACAGCAGUUUUGCAAGAAUGUUUGAUGAAAAAUGAAUACAGUCUCACUAAAUCGUGUGCAGAGUUAGAUAAGUGCCAAAAUUUUACAAAAUCAUCGCAUGGUGAACAUGAAAUACAGUACAGUGAAAAUGAUGUGAAGGAUAUUUCAUUUAUGCAGGAGAAUGUACAGGGCUUGAGCAAGAAAUAUGAACAAUUAGACGUGUUUGUAAAUGAAACUAUGCCUGAUGUGCUUGGUAUUAGUGAACACUGGCUAUCGGAUGCCAAAUUAGAACUUUUUAAACCUCUAAACAUGGUACUAGCUAAUAAGUUUUGCAGAUCUACUAUCAGAGGUGGGGUGUAUCAAUAUCAGGAAUGUUUUAAUCUUCUUUCUCCGUUUCCCGUGGCUUUUAUUGAAAACAGACAAGAUAUAGAAACUUAUCUUAAUGAAAAGGAACUGAAGAGAGUUGAAUCACUUAGAAAGGCUAAGGAAAAUAAUGAAUUGCUGGAGUGUGGUUGUUGCUACGAUAAUGAAGUUUUAGCAGAGGACGUUGUCACCUGUGCUGAAGGUGAUAUAUUUUGCAAAACCUGCUUGCAGAAAUAUGCUGAAAACCAAAUUGGAGAUGGAAAAACUGUCUUCACAUGUUUAAGUAAUUGCACAGCAGAAUUCAGUCUCAAGAUGUUGCAGCGUGUUCUCAAACCUUCAGUUUUUUCAAAAAUGUUACAAAGGAAGCAAAUGGAAGAGAUUAAAUCAGCAGCCAUUCGUGGCUUAGAAGUAUGCCCAUUCUGUGAUUUUGCUUCCAUUCCUCCAGAAGAAGAUAAAGUAUUUUGCUGUCUCAAUCCAGAAUGCAUGAAAGAAUCUUGCAGAAAAUGUAAAGAACUUAAUCAUAUACCUCUGCGCUGCGAAGAAGUUGAGAAACCAGAAGAAGUGAAGAUAAGAACUUACAUAGAAGAUAGAAUGACAGAGGCUUUGAUAAGAACAUGUUGGAGAUGUGGAAAAAAUUUUAUCAAAAUUGAUGGUUGCAAUAAAAUGACAUGCACCUGUGGGGCUCUAAUGUGCUACAUUUGUCGCAAACCUGUAAAUGGUUAUGAUCAUUUUAAUGAAGAAGGUGGUACAAAUUAUCAUAAGUGUCCACUGUUCAGUAAAAAUGACGACCUGCAUGUCAAAGCUGUUGAAGAAGCCGCAACAAAGGCUAGAAAUGAGACUCUAGCUAAGAAUCCCAAUAUUCAACUGAAACAUGAUCCAACACUCAUACUUCCAGAACGGACUCAAGAAGAUGUUCCUGGUCAACCUAAUGUUCAUUUUAUGUAGUGUGAUGAAAGAUAAUGAAAGAUUUGCUCCACCAGCUCAUCUGAUAUUCUGCUCGCCAGAUUUUCUUCAUUUACAACUUCUACCAGGUGGUAUAGAAGAGCUGAAUAAGCUUGGAUAAUGUGUCAAGUCAGUAGCUCCAGGACUCGACAAAUGGCCAGAAGUGUAAGGAAAUUAGGACUGGCCUGCGGCAAUGUGUCAGUAUGCGAGGGCUGGGAUGGCAGGACAUGGCAGAGGCAGCACCAGCAGCAGAGGUGCAUGCAAUGGCAGCAGCAGUGGCAGAGGCAGAGGCAGUGGUGGAGCAGAAGCGACAGCUCACCUUGAACAGGCCAGGGUGGCAGCACUGGGAUGAAGGUAAUGAGCUAGAGCUGCAGCAAGGGCAUGAAGACAAUAGGUCAGAGCAGAAGCAGUGGUACAGAGCCAGCAAACCAUGGGGUCAGCAUGAGAUUAGCAGGCUGGGCCAGCAGCUGCCACUGACAGAGGAUCAGCCUGCAGGUCAGCAGAAAGACUCACUAAUGGAUUGUCCAGUGACUGUUGCCCACUGGUUAGAUUGAAUUCCACACCAACUGGAAAUACCAGUGGCUCAGGAUCAACAGAGACUGCAAGAACCUUUGCCACAGUAGAGAAGGCAAAGUGUCUUUUUAAAGACUCAUGUAUGAAAUAAUUUGAAAAAAAUUGUGCCAAUAACAUAUUAAGUUUUCAUCACGUAGUGUUACUGAUCAGGAUCCUAUCUUUUGGGCAUCUGUGUCUCACUGUAAGUUAUAUGUGUUAAGACUAUCUGGAAUAAAGUUAUGUAAAUGAA